Jaculus jaculus (lesser Egyptian jerboa) is the source of this 892-nucleotide messenger RNA. RefSeq names its product CD8a molecule (gene Cd8a). The record is from RefSeq and is a predicted model, not a curated record. Bases 1 to 786 code for a protein of 261 amino acids. Lineage: Eukaryota; Metazoa; Chordata; Mammalia; Rodentia; Dipodidae. The transcript is spliced from 5 exons.
AUGGCCCGGCCGGGGACCGCCUGGCUCCUGCCGCUGUCCCUGCUGCUCGGUGAGGGUGCGCGGCGCGGAGGGCGGGGUGGGGGGACGGCCCGGGCCCGGGGCCCCGCUCACCUGACCCCCCGCCCCGCAGACGCCGCCGCGGGCCUCGUGCGGCUGAAGGUGAGCCCGCCGCAGGUGGUGGCGCGAGCGGGCCAGGACGUGCGGCUGAGCUGCGAGGCGGCGCCCGCUCUGGCGGCGGGAUGCUCGUGGCUGCGCCAGAGGCCGGGCGACGGCGCCUGGCCGCCCGCCUUCCUCCUCUACACGUCGGGCAUGCGGGUCCAGCUGGCCACCGGGCUGAGCGACGCCAAGAUCUCCGGCAAGAAAGAGGGGACGUGUACCUUCAAUCUGCGCCACUUCAGCGAGGACGACCAGGGCCACUACUUCUGCCUGGUCAUCGUCAACUCGCAGAUGCACUUCAGCCCUUUGGUACCCGUCUUUCUGCCAGCUCAGCCCACCACGAAGCCAGCGCCGCUCCCGACCACGCAGGUGCCCGGCGGCUGGCGCACCCGCUCCCCACGCCCAGGACCGUGCCGGCCCGCGGCGCCCGGCGCAGCGGAGGAGACGGGGCUGGACUUCGCCUGUGACAUCUACAUCUGGGCGCCCUUGGCCGGUGUCUGCGCGGCGCUUCUCCUGUCACUGAUCAUCACUGUCAUCUGCCACCACAGGAACCGGAGGCGGGUUUGCAAAUGUCCCAGGCCCAUCGUCAGACAGGGGGGCAAGCCCAGUCCUUCAGGGAAAUACGUGUGACAUGGCUCCGGGCCUGUGGUAAGGGUCUUCAUGAACAGAGAAGACAUGUCUGCAUACAUUUAAGCAAAUUUGAAGCCUAGUAGCUUAGAACAGUUUCUGUACUGUA